Messenger RNA from Drosophila eugracilis, 760 nucleotides. RefSeq lists its product as uncharacterized. The transcript is spliced from 2 exons. NCBI's taxonomy places the organism in Eukaryota, Metazoa, Arthropoda, Insecta, Diptera, Drosophilidae. The record is from RefSeq and is a predicted model, not a curated record. Bases 44 to 712 code for a protein of 222 amino acids.
AUCGAUCAACAAACAUUCGCCAGUGAAACCAUCCACCAGCAACAUGAAAGUGAUCAACCUGUGCCUCCUGAUCGUGGCCUCGGCCAGCUUCAUCCUGACCACCGCUAACGCCAAUGCCUUGGGUAACUACGAGAAAUUCGAUGCCCUUGAGGCCUUAGCUGCUCUUGACACCUUCACCGAUGCCGAGCUGGAGGAGAUGAUCGCCUAUGAGCUGAACGCUAUGGAGGAAGAAUUUAUGGGCGUCGAGGAGUUCGGCUUCAUCAAUGACUGCCGCAAAAUUCUGUGGGCUGGCUACAAGGGCAUCAACGGCACCAAGUGCAUCGUCGAGGAGGUCGGCAUUCUUCUGCUGACCUGCACCGGGUACGUCGACGACCUGGCCACCUGCACCGGUAACAUUCCCACCGAUGUUAAGGCUAUUUUGAGCAAUGCCAAGCAGAUAAUCGUCAAGAGCCAAAAGAUCCUCAACCUGGACGAGAUCUGUGCCAGCUCUUCCCGAGGCGUUGUCUCCGCUACCAAGAGCUUCCUCCGUUGCACCCUAAAGCUCUUCUAUGCCACCAUGUCCAUUGUGCGCAACAUGAACGUAAUGAUCAAGGACGGACACGCUCUGCCCUUCAAGACUGCCGCCUGUUACGUCGAUGCCACCAAUAAGGUUGUUGAUGGUUGCAACGCUUUCGUGCCAAACGUCAAGACCUGCAUCGCCAGCAUGACGUAAAUUCGUAAAAAAAAAUUUCAAAUAAAACCAUGAGAUUUUGAGCAUAAA